AUGUCCGUUGCGACGAUGCUUCAACCUGCAUCUAGACAAUCGCGGGCAUCCUCCUCCUCUUCCUCCUCGUUUCAGCCCGUCGCACGACAGAACACAAUGUCGUCGCACGACACUCGGUCGCUCCGCCAAUCCAAGCGGAUGUCGGUCACGGCCCUGUACCUGUCUAUGUCCGCUAAGGAUCGAGACUUGGAGAUUUCCGAUGAUUUGUCACGAGCACAAAAGCAUCUACGGGACUUGAAGUCAAGGAUUUCAUCGCAAUCGAAAAAGAACUUCGUGUUGGAGAAGGAUGUGCGAUACUUGGACUCACGAAUUGCAUUACUUAUUCAGAAUCGAAUGGCGUUGGAAGAGCAAAACGAAGUCGCCAGCCAUCUCGAUGAUACCGCAGACCCACAGGAAGGAUUCUUCCCCAACGAUGAACGAACCCAAAAAUACGGCAAUCUUCUUUUCCUCUUGCAAUCCGAACCCCGCCACAUCGCUCAUCUGUGCCGCCUCGUCUCCAUGGCCGAAAUCGAUUCCCUCCUCCAGACCGUCAUGUUCACGAUUUACGGAAACCAGUACGAGAGCCGCGAAGAACAUCUCCUGCUCACUAUGUUCCAGUCCGUUCUUACCUACCAAUUCGAUAACACACCCGAGUAUUCGUCUUUGUUGCGCCAAAACACCCCGGUUUCUCGAAUGAUGACUACGUACACACGCCGUGGUCCGGGCCAGAGUUACUUGAAGCAGGUUUUGGCAGACCAGAUCAACGCUCUGAUCGAGUUGCGGGACGUGGAUUUGGAGAUCAACCCGCUGAAGGUCUAUGAGAGUAUGAUUAAGCAGAUCGAAGAAGAGACCGGCUCCCUGCCGGAUUACUUGGCCCGAUCUGUGACAGCCGAGGAUGCUGCCGACAACGCGCAGGUGCAGGCUAUUAUUGCCCCACGCCUGAAGAUGUUGACGGACAUUGCGAACGGUUUCAUCACAACCAUUAUUGACUCGGUGGACGAGGCUCCGUAUGGUAUCCGGUGGAUCUGCAAGCAGAUUCGCAGUUUGUCACGCAGAAAGUACCCCGAUGCUCAGGACCAGACGAUCUGUACCUUGAUCGGUGGCUUCUUCUUCCUGCGCUUCAUCAACCCUGCCAUUGUUACUCCUCGGUCAUACAUGCUGAUCGAUGCCACGCCCACGGACAAGCCUCGCCGUACCCUGACUCUGAUUGCCAAGAUGAUUCAGAACCUUGCCAAUAAACCUUCUUACGCCAAGGAACCUUAUAUGGCCAGCCUGCAGCCCUUCAUCCAGCAGAACAAGGAACGCGUCAACAAGUUCCUGCUUGAUUUGUGUGAAGUGCAGGAUUUCUAUGAGAGUCUUGAGAUGGACAACUACGUCGCCCUGUCGAAGCGAGAUCUCGAGCUCCAGAUCACUCUCAAUGAGAUGUAUGUCAUGCACGGACUUUUGGAGAAGCACGCCGCGGCGCUCGCCCAGGAUCAGUACUCGCAUCUGUCUGUGUUGCUGCAAGAAUUGGGCGGCGCUCCUCCUCAGGUUCCUCGUAAGGAGAAUCGAACCAUCACGGUGCCUUUGUUCAGUAAAUGGGAGAUUGCUCUCGAUGAUUUGACAGCCGCUCUUGACAUUACCCAGGAAGAAGUAUUCUUCAUGGAGGCCAAGUCGACCUUUGUCCAGAUUCUUCGAUCACUUCCUCAUAACUCUUCGGUUGCUCGCCGACCCCUACGACUUGACCGCAUUGCUGAGGCAGCAGCCACCUUGAAAAAUGAUGCCGUUAUGGUGCGGAAGGGCAUCCGAACGAUGGAACUUCUCAGCCAGCUCCAAGACAUGGGUGUGAUUGAUCGCUCCGACGAGUUCAGUUUGCUUCGAGACGAAGUCGAGCAAGAGCUUGUGCACCUGGGCUCCCUGAAGGAGAAGGUGUUGGAUGAGACCCGGAAGCUUGAGGAAGUUUUCGCGACCAUCCGCGACCACAACGCUUACCUGGUUGGCCAGCUGGAGACCUACAAGUCUUACCUGCACAACGUGCGUAGCCAGUCCGAGGGCAAAACCCGCGGCGGCAAGACGCCGAAGAAUCAGGAACUCGGGCCAUACAAGUUCACCCAUCAACAGCUGGAGAAGGAAGGUGUCAUUCGACGCAGUAAUGUGCCAGAGAAUCGACGGGCGAACAUCUACUUCAUGUUCAAGAGUCCGUUGCCAGGGACUUUCGUCAUUAGUCUCCACUACAAAGGACGCGCCCGUGGAUUACUCGAGCUUGACCUUAAGCUGGACGAUCUCCUGGAGAUGCAGAAGGACAGUCUCGAGGAUCUCGACCUGGAGUAUGUCCAGUUCAAUGUCACUAAGGUGCUUACGCUCCUUAACAAACGAUUUGCACGAAAGAAGGGCUGGUAA
Penicillium bovifimosum is the source of this 2358-nucleotide messenger RNA. Its product is annotated as Ras GTPase activating protein IRA2. Gene Ontology annotation, cellular component: cell cortex. The transcript is spliced from 3 exons. Gene Ontology annotation, molecular function: protein binding; GTPase activator activity. Gene Ontology annotation, biological process: regulation of actin cytoskeleton organization; regulation of GTPase activity. The coding region runs from base 1 to 2358 and encodes 785 amino acids. Lineage: Eukaryota; Fungi; Ascomycota; Eurotiomycetes; Eurotiales; Aspergillaceae. The record is from RefSeq and is a predicted model, not a curated record.